Cimex lectularius (bed bug) is the source of this 1326-nucleotide messenger RNA. RefSeq lists its product as uncharacterized. The transcript is spliced from 3 exons. The coding region runs from base 250 to 552 and encodes 100 amino acids. The record is from RefSeq and is a predicted model, not a curated record. NCBI's taxonomy places the organism in Eukaryota, Metazoa, Arthropoda, Insecta, Hemiptera, Cimicidae.
UUUAAAAUCUAAGCUGAAAUAAUUUAAUUUAUGGCUUUUCUAAUUGCGAGAACAAAAUGGAUUUUAGAUGGUUGUUUAAUGGGGUUGUGAUGUUUUAAAAUGCCCUUGAUCAUCACAGGAUUCAACAGUCCACUUCUAUUUACUUUCGGCUGGGCAUCAUCAGUGAACAUUUUAUAUGGGAAAAAAGUCAACUGAAGGUUCUUCCCUAACAAAUAUUCAAUUGAUUGAAAUCAUGAGGUGAGGUUGAAGAUGGGAGGGACUGCAAAGCAGAAAAAGCUCGAACGUGAGCACUGUGAGAAUCAGCCGGCUCCGAAGCAGCACUACGGGAAUGUAGUCGGCGGGAUUGAUGAUGACAUGCAUCCGAACACUGGGCCGCAUGCUUGGAUAAGACGGCGACCGAUGUUGCCCAUACACAUGCUCUUCUCCAACAAUGAAAACUCGGUUCAGAAGGCUUUAAUGCGAUUUCCGGGGUGUAAAGUAACAAUCAGUUUAGGCGGCCGAGUGGGGCCGAAUCGAGUUGGAAGGGUCAUUUACGGAGGGAUAGGGCCUUAGUGAACAAACCAGGGCGGUGGAUUAUCUGUAAGUGCAAGGCCUCCUUGUGAUGACAUAUCCGAGCCCUAAGGGUGACGAGAGACCAAUAUCUGACCACCUCUGGGGAUCUUUUUUUAUCGGGAAAAUUAGAUCUGAGGAGGUCGCCGGCGUAACAAGAUCAAGGAUAGAGCCAUGUCGGUGGAUUGCCCUUCUCUCUUCGAAUAACUUCAUCUGUUUGACAUAAGCGUGAGGAGCAGUCCUUCUUUCAAUAUGCAAAAGAUUGGAAAAAGAAAAAAUUAUUAACUUUGAGAAAAUAGCUACUUUAUUGUUUUAAAUAUAUACUUUUUUUCUACCAUUCUCAAAUGUUUGAAAGUAUAUAUCAUGGCCUUUUUUUCAGGACAGUUAAAACAUUUAUUACACAAUAUUUAUUAUUUUUUAUUUCGUCAAAUGACAAAUGAAUUAAGCCUUUUUUGUAAAUGAUUGUUCUCCACACAGACUUGUUGAUUAUUGGAUGGAUUUCGAGCAUUAAACGGUUACAAACAUUUCUCUCGACAUAAUUAUUGCUUCUUUUUUUAAUUCGUUUUACUAGCAAUCUAUCGAUGAAGAUUUCUUGAUAUCUAUUGUUGUUAGCUAAGGUUUUAAUUGUUUGUAAUUAGUUUUUAUAGGAAUUAACUGGUGUUAAUAGGAGGUUCAACAUACUGUCUAUAAGCGAAAUGCAUCCAGCAACUUUUUGAGUUCAAGGAUGGGAAGAAUCUGCUGGGUCAUAGUGUCUGAAUUUGGUUUUCUUUGUAUAUU